UAUGAGUUUAAAGCCAAGAACAUCAAGAAGAAGAAAGUGAGCAUUAUGGUUUCAGUGGAUGGAGUGAAAGUGAUUCUGAAGAAGAAGAAAAAGAAAAAGGAAUGGACAUGGGAUGAGAGCAAGAUGCUGGUGAUGCAGGACCCCAUCUACAGGAUCUUCUACGUCUCUCAUGAUUCCCAAGACUUGAAGAUUUUCAGCUAUAUCGCUCGAGAUGGUGCCAGCAAUGUCUUCAGGUGUAAUGUCUUUAAAUCCAAGAAGAAGAGCCAAGCUAUGCGAAUUGUCCGGACAGUGGGGCAGGCCUUUGAGGUCUGCCACAAGCUCAGCCUACAGCACACGCAGCAGAAUGCAGAUGGCCAGGAAGACGGGGAGAGCGAGAGGAACAGCAACAGCUCUGGGGACCCAGAUUCCAAAUUUCCUUUAAGUGACACAUGGUACUUUUAUAACAGGAGAUUAAAGAUGUUUACCUUAUUAAACGAGGAAGCAUUUAAGCCGGAUAUUGGGGAACACUUUCUAAAG
Molecule: messenger RNA, 516 nt
Organism: Galeopterus variegatus (Sunda flying lemur)
Lineage: Eukaryota; Metazoa; Chordata; Mammalia; Dermoptera; Cynocephalidae
Product: carboxyl-terminal PDZ ligand of neuronal nitric oxide synthase protein-like
Exons: 5
Molecular function (GO): nitric-oxide synthase binding
Source: RefSeq, a predicted model, not a curated record